GAUAAAGUGCCAAGAUGCGACUCUGCCAUUUGUCCGCUUCUUUGAGGCUCCCACGAUGAGUGCUGACCAAGUAGUCAGCACCCUGAAGGAGCUUGCUCAGGAGCAGAAUGCAGAUGUCAAGCUCUUGGCGGCGCUCUCUCGAAGGUACUACGGCCAUGCCGAGGAAUUUUUCCCUCCACAGAUCGAAGAUGUCCUAGGCUCUUUCGCAGCCCUGGGAUUUGCGGACGAGAACCUCCUCAAAGGCAUCGAAGGCCGGAUCGAAGACCUGGCUUCAGAUGCGUCGCCCCGGCGUGUGGUGAGAGUACUCAGAUCCGGUGCUUCACUCCGGCUCGAUCCGGAG
Messenger RNA from Symbiodinium sp. CCMP2456, 340 nucleotides. The record is from the annotation of a GenBank genome assembly. Lineage: Eukaryota; Dinophyceae; Suessiales; Symbiodiniaceae.